Messenger RNA from Equus caballus (horse), 2151 nucleotides. It is a transcript of the gene SLC5A1, whose product is annotated as solute carrier family 5 member 1. Lineage: Eukaryota; Metazoa; Chordata; Mammalia; Perissodactyla; Equidae. The record is from RefSeq and is marked provisional. Gene Ontology annotation, biological process: sodium ion transport; transmembrane transport. Gene Ontology annotation, molecular function: D-glucose:sodium symporter activity. Gene Ontology annotation, cellular component: plasma membrane.
ACGCAUCGCCGCCGCCGCCGCCAUGGACAGCAGCACCUGGAGCCCCGGGACCGCCACCACCGCCGCGCCCCUCGCGUCCUAUGAGCGCAUCCGUAAUGCGGCCGACAUCUCUGUCAUCGUCAUCUACUUCGUGGUGGUGAUGGCUGUCGGGCUGUGGGCUAUGUUUUCCACCAACCGUGGGACUGUUGGAGGCUUCUUCCUCGCAGGACGAAAUAUGGUGUGGUGGCCGAUUGGAGCCUCUCUCUUUGCCAGUAACAUUGGAAGUGGCCACUUUGUGGGGCUGGCGGGGUCAGGAGCAGCUUCAGGCAUCGCCAUGGGGGGCUUUGAAUGGAACGCCCUGAUUUUGGUAGUUGUGCUGGGCUGGGUGUUUGUCCCCAUUUACAUUAAGGCUGGGGUGGUGACGAUGCCAGAGUACCUGAAGAAGCGAUUUGGAGGCCAGCGGAUCCAGGUCUACCUCUCUCUUCUGUCCCUGUUGCUCUACAUUUUCACCAAGAUCUCGGCAGACAUCUUCUCUGGGGCCAUAUUCAUCAACAUGGCCUUGGGCCUGGAUCUGUACCUGGCCAUCAUUCUCUUAUUGGCAGUCACUGGCAUUUACACAAUCACAGGGGGCCUGGCGGCUGUGAUUUACACGGACACCUUGCAGACUGCGAUCAUGCUGGUGGGGUCUGCUAUCCUGACUGGGUUUGCUUUUAAUGAGGUGGGAGGCUAUGAAGCCUUCAUGGAAAAGUACAUGAAAGCUAUUCCAACCAUGAUUUCUGAUGGAAACAUCACCAUCAAAGAAGAAUGCUACACCCCAAGGGCCGACUCCUUCCACAUCUUCCGAGAUCCCCUCAAGGGAGACCUGCCAUGGCCUGGGCUCAUCUUUGGGCUGUUCAUCCUCACCCUGUGGUACUGGUGCACAGAUCAGGUCAUCGUGCAACGCUGCCUCUCAGCCAAAAACAUGUCUCAUGUGAAGGGCGGCUGUAUCAUGUGUGGGUACCUGAAACUACUGCCCAUGUUCCUCAUGGUGAUGACGGGAAUGGUCAGCCGCAUCCUGUACACAGAAAGAGUGGCCUGCGUCCUCCCCUCAGAAUGUGAGAAAUAUUGCGGCAUCAAGGUUGGCUGUUCCAACAUUGCCUACCCAACUUUGGUGAUAGAGCUCAUGCCUGAUGGAUUGCGAGGCCUGAUGCUAUCAGUCAUGUUGGCCUCCCUCAUGAGCUCCCUGACCUCCAUCUUCAACAGUGCUAGCACCCUCUUCACCAUGGACAUCUACACCAAGAUCCGGAAGAGAGCAUCUGAGAAAGAGCUCAUGCUUGUAGGAAGGUUGUUCAUCCUGGUGCUGAUUGGCGUCAGCAUCGCCUGGGUGCCCAUUGUGCAGUCAGCACAAAGUGGGCAGCUCUUCGAUUACAUCCAGUCCAUCACCAGUUACUUGGGACCACCCAUCGCAGCUGUAUUCCUCCUUGCUAUUUUCUGGAAGAGAACCACUGAGUCAGGAGCCUUUUGGGGACUAAUCUUAGGAUUUCUGGUUGGGUUGGCCCGUAUGAUUACUGAAUUUGCCUAUGGAACUGGGAGCUGCACGGAGCCCAGCAACUGCCCCACAAUUAUCUGUGGUGUGCACUACUUGUACUUUGCCAUCAUCCUCUUUGCCAUUUCUGUCAUCACCAUUGUGGUCGUCUCCCUCUUCACCAAGCCCAUUCCAGAUGUGCAUCUCUACCGCCUGUGUUGGAGCCUGCGCAACAGCAAAGAGGAACGUAUUGACCUGGAUGCAGGAGAAGAGAAUAUCCAAGACACCUUGGAGGAGAGCAUUGAAAUAGAAGUUCCUGAGGAGAAAAAAGGAUGCUUCAGGAGGGCCUAUGACCUGUUUUGUGGUCUGGAUCAGCAGAAAGGCCCCAAGAUGACAAAGGAAGAAGAGGAAGCCAUGAAGCUGAAGAUGACAGACACCUCCGAGAAGCCUCUGUGGCGGACGAUAAUGAAUAUCAAUGGCAUCAUCCUGCUGACUGUGGCCGUCUUCUGCCAUGCAUAUUUUGCCUAAGUCCUGCCUUCUGCUGCAGACUGUGCUCAUGAAGGCCAGGCUCUUUACUCUGCCUCACUUUAGCCCCAUUGGAUGGUGUUGAAGGGAAACCAGCCAGUUGUAAAUUUUGCCCAGUUGAUAAAUCUGUACAUGCGUAAUUA